This is a messenger RNA of Castor canadensis (American beaver), 3119 nucleotides long. Lineage: Eukaryota; Metazoa; Chordata; Mammalia; Rodentia; Castoridae. The record is from RefSeq and is a predicted model, not a curated record.
CGAGUCAUUUAGCACAUGGCAUUAUAUUCAGAUUAUCUCCCCUUUGUAUUUAGAUCUUUCUCCGGAAUUAAAGGACUCCAGCUGAAAGUUAACCUCCAACCCAAUGACAAUUACUUCUUCUAUGUGAGAGCCAUCAAUGCGUCUGGGACAAGUGAACAGAGCGAAGCUGCCCUCAUCUCCACCAGAGGAACCAGAUUUCUCUUGUUGAGAGAAACAGCUCAUCCUGCUCUACAAAUUUCCUCAAAUGGGACAGUGAUCAGCUUCGCUGAGAGGAGACGGCUAACCGAAAUCCCCUCAGUGCUGGGUGAGGUGCUGCCUGCCUGCGGCCAGCAUUACUGGGAAACCACAGUCACAGAGUGCCCAGCAUAUCGACUUGGCAUCUGCUCCAGCUCGGCCAUGAGGGCUGGUGCCCUGGGACAAGGGGAAACUUCAUGGUACAUGCACUGCUCUGCCCCACAGAGAUACACAUUUUUCUACAGUGGUAUUGUGAGCGAUGUACACGUGACUGAGCAUCCCAGCAGAGUGGGCAUUCUUCUGGACUAUAACAACCAGAGACUUCUAUUUAUAAAUGCGGAGAGUGGACAGUUACUCUUCAUUGUGAGGCACCGGUUUAAUGAGGGUGUUCACCCUGCCUUUGCCCUGGAGAAACCUGGAAAGUGUACUUUGCACCUGGGACUAGAGCCCCCGGAUUCUGUACGCCACAAGUGAUCCUUGGCUUUCAGAGUUUGCAAGAGAAAGAAUUCAAAGUUUGGGGAGAGGGUUGUGUUGUUCUUUUUCUUGGGUGCUAUAUAUUAUUAAAAAAAUCUCCCACACAUUCACACUAAUGACAGCUACAUGCACAGCAAUCAGCACGUGAGCAAAACCAAGAACACCUUGACUCUAUAGAGCAGUGUGUCAGUAAAGAGGAUGAAAAAACAAAAGGACAUACCCUUGAUGUGGGAACCCAAAUAAUCAAAUGGACUUCCACUUGUUUUAUUGCUAAAAGAAAUCCUCUGAUGAACAGGUUGGAAUGAAGGGAAGGUAGUGCUAGUGAUAGGUCUCCUCUGACAAACAGACAGACUUUUUGCCCAAGAAAAUGUCACCACCUCACUUCACUGAAAGAUGAUGAAUCCUAAUCAUUAGAGAACAUGUUUUAGCUGAUCUAAAAUUUAUAAUGAACUCUUUUGUAAUGAUGUAUACUGUAGAAUGUGAGUCUCAUUUCCCUGAAAAUUUAAGUGUAGAAAAGUGCAUUAGAAAUUUCCAUUUUGUUAAAUAAAUGGCUAGAGUCUUAUAAAAGAAAGCAUUCUGUGUGAACUUACUGCAGAUAACUUACCAGUAUGAUGUCUUUGAACCAGGACAUACUGCAAAGAAAACAACCAUUAUAUUUGAGUGGGUUGUGCCACUAUUUGAUUUUCAUGUGAGAAUUUUACAUACAUAUAUUUUAAAAUUGAAGUAUUCUCAGUCCAUAGAGCCCAUACAGUUGACUGUAAAGUCACCUACCAGAAGCCGGGAAUAUCUUUUUUUUAACUAAAAGAAGUGGUUGGUUAUGUUUAGAUAUUAUAUUGAAAUUUACCAAAAUCUACCUAAAGUAUGUGUUGAUAUAUUUUCACAAAAGAUGAUUGCUUUUGUUCUCCCUAAUAUAAAUCCUUUGAUCAUAUUUAUAGUUUUUUAUAUUAUGAAUCCAGUUACUUUCUUGGAGAAAUAACAUCUGAUUUUUUGGAUGUUAUUCUAAAAUCUGUUGUUUAAUAGCUAGAAAAUCCAACCUGGAUCUGAACCUGCAUAAUAAAGCCCUUGGAAACCUUCACCACCUUGUCUUGAAAUUAGAGCAGUUGUUGGCAAGAUGGAUUCUUUGAGACACUCCAGGCAUACCUUGCUGCUUUGUGGAGAACAUUAUCUUCAUUUUUUCAAGGCUUGAAAGUGUUAUCCUCAAGUUCCUAUUGGUUAGCCACCCUGGUCAGUAACUACUUUUUUAAGGAGGGGAUGAAAUGUAAUUAAGGAAUCACAUGAAUUUUAGAAUUUGUCUCAGUUUGGGUUCCCCCAAAAGCAGACCUAAGCCUUAGUGCUGGCUGUUUCUAUAGGAAGUGGUUCCAGGAACAGCACUUGAGGAAGUGGGGAGAGUGAGAGGAAUGAGAGACACCAAUAAACCUCUUAUUUUAUUAGUGGGUUAUUACUUCUGUGGGUAACUGAGGCUCACUAGUGCCAGGGUGGGGGGCCCAGUGGAAACCACAUGGAACAUGGCAGAGGCAUGAACCUCAAUGGAUACAGGGAUUCCUGGAGGGUCAUUAAAUUCCCACUCCCACUCCCCAACUUCCCAAGCUGCCUUACCUGCCAGCUCUCCUAGUCUGGAGAGGGCCUGGGAGAGAGUUAAUGAGAAGCACAGGCACUGGUCCCGGGACCUGUUUGCUGGAGCAAACAGGCAAGGCAGACACAUGGGCCAUCAUGUUAGAAGCAGCUUGGGUAGAAGGAAGAAAAUCACUAUCAUGAGAAGAACUAGGCUUGAAUCUUUGUGGAGCCCUUACUGGAUGACCACUUUAGGUGGCUUGGAUUCUGUAGUUGUGCUCUCAAUUACCUUUUCCUCAAGGUAUCAUAUAAAAUGAUAGAGCAUUUUGUAGUGUAUGAAAUGUCAUGACAAGGGACCACAGAACACCUUUAAGUCCAACUCUCCACACAUCCCCAGUGAGCAAUGACCCUCCUCUCUCCACUCUGAGGCAAGAGGAUGGUGGUGGACAGGUUGCUGGGUCCUGAGAGUCACUCUCUGGCUGCCUCUGUCUGUGGAGUGAUGGUGAAUUUUUUUUUUUUUGUCCUCAGGGGAUUAUUGCAAUGCAGACAAGACGGGCAAGUUAAGGCAGUUUCCUCAGGGGUCAAGCAACUCUUUCUCCCCGGCCUUGUCUGAUUCCCAUUUUCCCCUUCCUUUUGUCCUUCUUCUCCAUACAACACACAUCAGCAAAUGUGGGUCAAAAUUGUUCCUCUGGAAAUCUCUCGGUGUUUAUUGGUUUAAUAACAUGUCCUGUCAUGCAUUAUCUCUUUGAAUCUUCUUCAGAAUCUUGCACAGUAAAAACAGUUGCCAUUUUAUAGAUGAGGAAACUUGUUUCAGAGCAGUUAAAUAACUUCGUCAUAGUUACAGUCGGCCAGGGGCAGAG